This is a messenger RNA of Pristis pectinata (smalltooth sawfish), 2983 nucleotides long. RefSeq names its product protein tyrosine phosphatase non-receptor type 9a (gene ptpn9a). Gene Ontology annotation, molecular function: protein tyrosine phosphatase activity. Gene Ontology annotation, biological process: protein dephosphorylation. The record is from RefSeq and is a predicted model, not a curated record. The coding region runs from base 84 to 1778 and encodes 564 amino acids. Lineage: Eukaryota; Metazoa; Chordata; Chondrichthyes; Rhinopristiformes; Pristidae. The transcript has 13 exons.
CCCGUGCAGAGAAGGAGCUGCAAGGAGAUCAAGGCUGGGAACUAAGAUUCCAGAGUUCAAGAUGUUUUAAAACUACAAGAAGAAUGGAUAAGGCCACCAAGCACUUCCUGGAGGAGAUCAACAAGUGGACAACCCAACAUGGCAUCUCUCCUCUUUCCUGGAAUGCUGCUGUCAAAUUCCUCAUGGCCAGAAAAUUUGACGUAUACCGUGCCAUUGAGCUCUUUCACUCAUACCGGGAUACAAGGUUGAGAGAAGGGAUUGUCAAGUUGAAACCUCAUGAAGAACCUCUUAGAUCUGAGCUGCUAAGUGGCAAAUUCACUAUCUUGAGUGUACGUGACCCAUCAGGGGCAUCCAUUGCCCUUUUCACUGCCAAAUUACAUCAACCCAACAAAACUCUGCAACACGUAGUCUUGCAAGCCUUGUUCUACCUGCUUGACCAAGCUAUUGAAAGUUUUGAAACACAAAGAAAUGGGCUAGUGUUCAUUUAUGAUAUGGCUGGCUCGGCAUACACCAAUUUUGAAUAUGACCUUAGCAAGAAAAUUCUUCACCUUUUGAAGGGAGCCUUUCCCGCUCGAUUGAAAAAAGUAUUCAUUGUCGGGGCGCCUGUCUGGUUUCGAUUCCCAUAUUCCGUUCUAAGCUUAAUUCUUAAAGAAAAGCUUCGGGAAAGAGUGCAAAUGGUGAAGACGUACGAACUGAAACUGUACAUUCCUAGGGAUUGUCUGCCUGAGCACUUAGGUGGAACCCUGAAAUUGGACCAUUCCAGCUGGAACAAGCAGUUUUUAACGUCACCAAAUGGACACACUGACUCGCUGGACGAGCUCAUCGCAGGCUUCCCGAGGGAUGAAGUGUCCGUACACGUGCCAGGGCUAGAAGGGAUGACGGUGGAAGAACUGCUGGACCAUGUCAACACCGUUCAGAAGAGGGGAAUCUUUGAGGAAUAUGAAGAUAUCCGGCGGGAGACCCCUCCAGGCACAUUUAACUGCUCAUUACAGCCGUACAACCAGCAGAAGAAUCGAUAUGGGGAUGUACUGUGCUUGGACCAAACCAGAGUAAAGUUGAAGUCUCUCAAUCAUGAUGAGAGAACAGAUUAUAUCAAUGCCAGUUUCAUGGAUGGUUACAAACAAAAGAAUGCCUACAUUGGCACACAAGGACCACUAGAAAAGACGUACAAUGACUUCUGGAGAAUGGUAUGGGAACAGCAUGUCCUCGUUAUUGUUAUGACUACAAGAAUUGACGAGAGCGGCAGGAAGAAAUGUGGUCAGUACUGGCCACUGGACCAGAACGUUCAGGGGAACUAUGGACUUAUUUCUGUCAAAAACCUGGAAGUAGAAAGCUUUAAACAUUACAACAAAACAACACUAGCAAUUCAGAAUGUAGAGACCCAUGAGAGACGCCAGGUGAUUCACUUCCAGUACCUGAGCUGGCCAGAUUAUGGAGUCCCGUCCUCAGCAGCUGCUCUCAUUGACUUUCGGUCCGCUGUCCGACAGCAGCAAGGCCACUCUGUCCGGAACCUGGGUAGCAGGUGGAAGGGCCACCCUGGAGGACCACCCAUAGUCGUCCACUGUAGUGCCGGCAUUGGAAGAACUGGCACUCUGUGUACUUUGGAUAUCUGCCUUUCUCAGCUGGACGACGUGGGCACCCUCAACGUAUACCAAACGGUCCGCAGGAUGCGAACACAGCGAGCCUUCAGCAUUCAGACUCCUGACCAGUAUUACUUCUGUUACACAGCCAUUAUCGAGCAUGCUCAGAGGCAGAACCUGCUGUCAGCCAAUCAUUAACAGGAGAAUCAACUCGUCUCCCCCCCCCACCCCCACAGCCUCCCUUCCUCUGCCCCCUCCCGUGUAGAUCAUAAACCACUUCUGCACCCGUGCAGAUGAGCUCCAAUAAUAGACAACUAGUACAACUGUAGGCAGCCACCUUUUGUGAUUGUACCAGAUCCUAGAUUUAGUACUAGCCUUAAUUACUUGGAUAAGACUUAUUUUACAAUGUUUUAAUGCCAUCAUUACCAGUAGCUAAUCUUCAUGGAGCAUAUAGACUUUUCCUGAAGAAAAUAUGUUACGAUUCAUUUAUUCCAAUUAUGUAGCAUUAGAAAUAAAAUCUACGGUACAAAGACAUGAAUGGCCAUUGAGAAACGAAGGUGAUAAUUUCUUCACAGAGACCAAACCUCAAUCUUUAGGCAGCAAGUGGCUCCAGAGAGAAUUCUGUAAUGUGUCGUCUGUGGACCAGACUUUUGAUUUUUCCUUUGAGAAAGAAACUUGUUUAUGACAUAAAAAGAAACAAAAAAAAACAAAAAAAUUACCUCAAGCAUCAUCUGAGGGACGGCAGCAAGCACCGAACUGAACUUCUGUUACCUCGGGCCGAGAUUAGCUUCAGGAUUGCCACGUGGACUCUACCCUGGAGGCUGUUCCCGCAUCAGCAUCGUUCCCAAAAUGAGCUGGAGAGCGAGACGUUGUCAGCUGAGCUGUGUAUUUGUCACUGAUGUCCGUGCCUGUGAGAUGAGUUUACUCUUUGUGCCUUCUUGUCUUUUAUUCCAAGCUGCAGCUGUACAUACGAGCGGCCAGAGUAUUGCUCAAAGCUGAACCUUUCUCUCAGGGGAUUUUGUUUACCUUUCUGUCCUCACUCUCAGUCCUCCCCCCCUCUCACUCCCCCCCCCCUCACUCCCUCUUACACAUUUACUUCUUCGUUUUUUCUCUCCAGGCUUGUUCUCUUGUUCACUCCUCUCAAUCCCUUGCUUCUUUUAUUGUUUCUUGCUGUUUUGUUCUCUUAUGCACACUUUCUCUCUCCAGCUCUUUAUCUUGCUCUCUCUCUCUUUCUUUUUCUCUCUCUUUCCAAAUCUUUAUCUCACUCUCUCUUUCUCUCACGCUCACUUUUUUCUGCAGCGCUCUCUCUCUCUCUCGCUCUCUCUCGGUCUCUCUUGCUCUUUCCUCUCUCUCUCUCUCUCUCUCUCUCUCUCUCUCUCUCUCUCUCUCGUCUCCUCUCUCUC